GCCACCGAUGCAAUCAAGCCUUUGUGAUAGAAUUCGUUGACUUCGAAGAAGAAGAACCCGUGAUCGAUGAUCACGAAGAGAAUGAGAUCGAGGACGCGGUGUUCGAGGAAGAGGUUGAGAUCUCGAUGCAUGCAAUGGCUGGUACUCGAGGACCGAGGACGAUGCGGCUAUCAGCGUUGGUCAAGGACCAUCGUGUAGUCGUGCUCGUGGACAAUGGGUCCAAGAAGGAAAAAAUAGUUUAUGAUGGAAAAGGAGAUCUGCUGACCUUCCAAUUUCAGCUUGGGAUGAGAUUUGAAACCAUUGGGCAAUGUAGGAAGGCAGUUCAGAAUUAUGCAAUUUAUAAUGGCUGCAACAUAAGUUUUGUCAGAAGUAGUUCAUGUCAGAUUGAAGCUAGGUGUGAAGUUGGUUGUCCAUGGAGGCUUUAUGCUAGUCUGAUAAAAGGUGAAGGUAGUGUGGCUGUGAAGACCUUUGUUAGUAGCCACAGCUGCCAUAGGGAUUUGAACACUAAACAAGCAACUGAUUCUUGGGUUGCUGGGGAAUAUCUACCUAUGAUUAGAAAGAAGCCUAAGAUGAAAAUUUUUGACUUAGAGGAUUCUAUCAGUGAAAAAUAUGGUGUGCAACCCUCUAGGAAGAAACUGUACAAAGCAAAAACUAAGGCUCUUAAACUGCUUAGAGGUACAGAGGAGGAGCACUAUGGAAAACUUAGGAGGUACAUUGCAGAGCUUCAAAGGGUUGAUAGAAAUGGCAUAUUUCAGCUGAAAUUGAAGAGUGGCAGUGUAUUCAAAUGUUUUUAUGUUGGUUUUAGUGCACUAAGACAAGGUUUCUUGCAAGGCUGUAGGCCAAUUAUUGGCCUUGAUGGGGCUUUCUUGAAGACCUUCUUAGGAGGUGUAUUAUUGUGUGCUGUUGGCAAGGAUGGGAACAACCAGAUAUUUCCUUUGGCAUGGGCAGUUGUGGAUUCUGAGAAUGAGAGCAAUGGGAAAUGGUUUCUAGACAUACUUUUUCAAGAUUUGGGGAUAUCAGAUGUACUUGGAUGGACAUUUAUCAGUGAUCAGCAAAAG
This is a messenger RNA of Striga hermonthica, 1058 nucleotides long. NCBI's taxonomy places the organism in Eukaryota, Viridiplantae, Streptophyta, Magnoliopsida, Lamiales, Orobanchaceae. The record is from the annotation of a GenBank genome assembly.